AAAGAUAAUAGGAAUCCCUAGAGGUAUUGAAGAGGAAAUUUCAGCUGCUGCCCUCUAGAUAGUCUUGUAUAUAAAAUUAAGUGUAUCAUUGUUGAAGUUAGUAUCAAAGUUGAUUAGAAAUGUUGAUUAAAGUAAAGACACUUACAGGAAAAGAGAUUGAGAUUGAUAUUGAACCCACAGAUAAAGUAGAAAGAAUUAAGGAACGGGUAGAGGAAAAAGAGGGCAUUCCACCUGCACAACAAAGGCUUAUUUUCAGUGGAAAACAAAUGAAUGAUGACAAAACAGCAGCUGACUAUAAGGUUACAGGAGGGUCAGUGCUCCAUCUAGUGCUAGCUCUUCGCGGAGGACUAGAAUGUUUUGUUAGCCUUCUCUAAAGUUUCUAGAGCAAUAGAAUUUUGUUUAUCAUUCAUUUUAUCUGUGAAAUUUAUAUAUAUAAAUAACUUUUCUGCCUUUGUAGUGGAUGUUAUUGUGUUUCUAUUAUCAUGGUUGCAUUCAAAUAAAGAAAUUUAAUCCAUGCUACACUUUUUAUUGUUUCUACAGAAACAUGUAAUACAUAUAUUUUAAAAAUUAAUUUCUUGUCAUCAGUAUUGCAUAGAAAUAGUAUACAUGUGCAGUUUCAGAACUGACAAAAGUAUUUCUAUGUUUGUAAAAUUCUAAGAAAAUUGUUUCAUAGUCUAUUAAAUAAUGCAAGAUUU
This is a messenger RNA of Limulus polyphemus (Atlantic horseshoe crab), 695 nucleotides long. It is a transcript of the gene Nedd8, whose product is annotated as NEDD8. The transcript has 5 exons. The coding region runs from base 120 to 374 and encodes 84 amino acids. Gene Ontology annotation, molecular function: protein tag activity; ubiquitin protein ligase binding. Lineage: Eukaryota; Metazoa; Arthropoda; Merostomata; Xiphosura; Limulidae. The record is from RefSeq and is a predicted model, not a curated record. Gene Ontology annotation, biological process: protein neddylation; modification-dependent protein catabolic process; regulation of proteolysis. Gene Ontology annotation, cellular component: nucleus; cytoplasm.